AUGAUGAUUUUUAAAUCAAAAUAUACGAAUAACUUGGUUAUUUCAAUUCAAGGAACUCAUUAUUUUAAAGAUUUUGCAUCUGAUAUUGAUUUAAAAUUAAUUUCUUGUUUUUUAUUAAAACCAUGGAAUAUUGAAUGUGGUAAAAUUCAUUUUGGUUUUCAAGAUCAAUUUUAUUUUAAUCAAAAUACAAUGUUAUCAAUAAUAAAAUCAUUAGACCAACCAUAUGAUAUUUAUUUUACUGGUCAUUCGGCUGGUGGUGCUGUUGCAUUAUUAGCUUCAGUAUAUUAUUCUUAUCAAAAUGAUUUAAAAAACAUUGAAUCUAUUAAUUGUAUAACAUUUGGUCAGCCUGCAGUAGGAGAUGAACAAUUUAAUAAAUUGUUUUUAUCAUCAAUUAAAAAAAUAAAUUAUAGAAGAUACGUUAAUAUUAAUAAUCAUAAACAUCGUUCAUCUGAUUUUAAAAAGUAUCAUGAAGAUCCUGUUGUUGAAAUAAUGUCAAUAUUUAAUGUUUAUCAUCCAAAGGUCGCAGAUGAAUCAAUAAUUGUUUUAAAUUGUAAAAAACACAGUUGUCCCAAUUUUCCAUUGGGUUUACAUUCAUCAGAUCUUUACCUAUUAAAUACAUUUAAUCCAAAUUAUUCACAAUGUAAUACUAAUUGUAAAUUUGUUGAAAAGAAUGCAAAAUUUUCAAAAUUUAAAGAAUAUCAUUGUAUGGUUAAAAAUGAAUGUAUUUUCAAUGGUGAAUUUAAUCCAAAAGGUAUUCUACCUGAUAAAUACUCUGUAUGUUUAUUUACAUCAAGGAAUCAAUUUAAACACUAUGAUUUUACAUUAUUUAGUAGUUGUAAUUUAAAUUACUAUAAAGAUUAUAAACAACCAAUAACAAUGGUAGAUAAGACAGAACAUUUUAGAUCAGUUUCAAAAAGAAUUAAAAAUUUAAAUGAAAUUAUUGUUGUAGUUGAAAACCAUAACUCAAUUUUAGGGACAUCCUCAUUUUCUUAUAAUAUUUCAAUAAAGAGCCCAUAUCAAACUCCAAAUCCACCAACAAAUUUAACAGCUGAUAUUUUAGAAAUAAAAAACGAUCUUAUUAAAUUACAAGUUAAUUUUAGUAUCAAUGAUUUAGAUCAUAAUAAUAAUAACAACAAUUUUAAUAAUACAAUAUAUAAUAUAUUCAUUAGUAAUAUUGGGCAAAACUGGAAAAAAUAUAAAGAGACAAUUAUUCGACCACACCAAAAUAAUAAUUACUUUUCAAAAACUAUAGAUGAUAUCCCAAAAGGAGCAUAUAGUAUAGUUGUUUUUUCAGAAUAUAAUGAUAUCCAAUCUUCACCCUCCAAUAUUGCAUUUAUAAAUACUCUGAAAUAA
Messenger RNA from Dictyostelium discoideum AX4, 1353 nucleotides. RefSeq lists its product as hypothetical. The transcript has a single exon. The record is from RefSeq and is a predicted model, not a curated record. Gene Ontology annotation, biological process: lipid metabolic process. Lineage: Eukaryota; Evosea; Eumycetozoa; Dictyosteliales; Dictyosteliaceae. Bases 1 to 1353 code for a protein of 450 amino acids.